Molecule: messenger RNA, 1673 nt
Organism: Boeremia exigua
Lineage: Eukaryota; Fungi; Ascomycota; Dothideomycetes; Pleosporales; Didymellaceae
Exons: 3
Coding region: 442-1569 (375 amino acids)
Biological process (GO): proteolysis
Molecular function (GO): metalloexopeptidase activity
Source: RefSeq, a predicted model, not a curated record
GGGAAAUGCAAUAUGGCAUGCCUCCAUCGUGCGAACCUAACAACAGCCAUCAGAUAGUAACAUCCAGCAAUAGGACAAAACAUGCUCGUUGUCAGCGUCCGCAAUCAUAGGCGCUAAAUCGCAUUAGGCAGUCGACAAGGAAAUCCGCCGUACACUCCGCAUGGACAAGAACGCCGAGAACUACCCUGGACCCUACACAAUUCCUCAUUGGUGCCCUCUGUGUGUUCCUGAUCUUGGUAUUAUCAAGUUUGCUACAAGGACAUCACGAACAGCAUGGUGUUACGCGAUGGAUCUGCUGACGGUGGACCGGUUGUUAUCCGCAACAGACCGAAAAGCUAUUGGCAAUAUUUAUAUCGGGGCGUCGCUGCGACCACAACUUCUUGAGCACCUCCUAGAUCAGACAUCUUUACAGAGUUGGCUCUCUGUCAAUAAUCCCGCAUCAUGAAGGCCAUUGCUCUUAUUGCCGCCGCCUGUGUGACCGCUGUCAUCGCGGAGCCCAAGCAAAUUAAGCCCCGAGCUUUGUUCACCAUCGAGACAGCACCUGGACAGACCGUGCAGAUCACUGAGGAGGAGCGGUGGGAGCUUUCUUCGAACGGAGGAUGUGGAAGCCAUUUCUUCGACAUCACUGAGUUCAACGCCGAGGUCAAGGCAGUCAAAGUCCCAGCUCCAUAUCCAUCUAAGUUCAAGUAUGAGGAAAAUAUCAGGCGCCUUUUCCCCAAGCUCACGUGGGAUAACAUCCGGAAGAACCUUGAACAGUACUCGACCUACCAUACGCGUUUCUCCGAAACUGUCACAGGCACUCAGGCAUCCGAGUGGCUGCUCGCUCAGGUCCAGGAUGUGGUCUUGAAAUCCAAGAAGCAGGGCGUUACUGCUAAGGCCUUCCCGCACGCACUCUGGCCCCAGAAGUCCAUCGUCGUCACGAUCCCAGGGCGCAGUGACAGGACGGUCAUCGUUGGUGCCCACCUGGAUUCCGUGAACGGCGCAAACCGGACCGAGGCACGCGCCCCGGGAGUGGAUGACAAUGCUUCAGGCUCUUUCCUACUCCUUGAAUCACUCCGUGUGCUUUUGGCUGACAAGGACUUUGGCCCAAGCAAGUUGCAGAACACCAUUGAGUUCCACUGGUAUGCGGCGGAGGAGGGCGGUCUUCGUGGUAGCCAAGACAUUUUCACCCAGUAUGCCAAUGCUGGCAGAGAUGUGUGGGCCAUGUUGAACCAGGACAUGGUUGGCUACACCAAGGGUACAAUCAAUGCUGGCAAGCCUGAGAGCUUUGGUGUGAUCACCGAUUUUACUGAUCCGGAGCUGAACGAGUACAUUGGUCGUGUUAUUGACACUUACACUGAUAUUGAGCGUGUUAACAGUGUCUGCGGUUACGCUUGCUCUGACCACGGUUCCGCCACAAGGAAUGGAUUCCCAGCUUCUUUUAUCUUCGAGGCUGCAUUUGAGUAUCGCAACCCUUACAUUCACACUGCCAAUGACACCAUUGAGCACAUUGACCCCAAGCAUGUACUCCAGCAUGGUCAGCUCGUGCUGAGUUUCUUGUACGAACUUGGUUUCAGCAAAAGCAAGUAGAAUGCAGCUUCGCAUCUAGCAUGGGCGGAGUCGUUGAAUCGAGAUACCUAGAGGCGUUGGGUGGCGACGAACUGUUAGACGAGAAAAUACGAUACGAUUGAAUG